GCCGCAGCAAUAAUGCGUGAGCUGCGCGUCUCCGAGGGUCUCGAGGGUUGGACCACGCGCGCUCCCGGCGAUAAUUCAUUCGAUUGAUGACGCGCGCACGAUGUGUCGAUCGCGCAUCUACCUCGUUUUCUCUCGAUGUCUCUCACGUCGCACACUCGCGAGAGUCUCGCGCGGCGUGUCUCGCCGCUCGGCAGACCGCGAUGCAUCCGGUAUUUUUACAGCGGCCUUCGAUCUCGCGAUCUUGAGAAACGAUCCUUGCUCCAGUCACGGCGAGGUCCUUGCUCCAGUCGCGACGCGCUUUACAUUUGGUCUCGCGGUUUGCCCCUCGAGCGACACCGUACGUGCGACAUUCUCGAUCGCGUUGAAUGCCACGUCGUCCAGCGUAGAUCUCUCGUUUGAUCGAUCGAUGUCUCGUGAUUCCUCGGCCUCGGCUCGGCCGGCGCGCUAUCCCCGAUCGCUCCGUCGUCUUCGAUCUUCGAUCUUUCGUCAACGGGCCGCGUGGAGACGCGCCUGCCUCUUCGCGAGCGUUCCGCCCGGCCAAUUCGAGGACCUCUUCUGCAAGGAUACGCUUGUCCUUGCGCGUAGUACCAGCACUACUCGCCCCCUCCACACUCUGGACACGCUCGGGAACGUACGUGUGAACGACGGCCACCGCCGGCGGCCAAGUAUAUUAGUCCAUAUCAGUGGGAGGUAGCAGGUAGUAGCUCUCUUUUAGCGUUUCAACGCUCGGACACUCAUUUCAUCCGCAAGCACGGACUACCGCGGCUCCAAGCGCCAUUAAAUGCCAACUUGCGAGUCGCGCUCCACACGGCUGGGCUGAGAAGACGCGCACGAGAAGCCAGGGAGCGAGAUCCCGAUCCUGCGCUUCUCACGACCGCGAGCCGGCACGAGGGGGUACGCUUUUACCGAGGGUAAUUCGUCGUGGGUCCUCCGUCAACCACCGUCGAGAGCCCUUGUGUCCAUGUUGUCGCAUUCGCCCGGCGCUCGAUCACACAUCGGAGACCUGGAGCGUCUCGCGCUCGCCGUCCAAAACUCCAUUCGCAAGAUCGACUCGCACGAAGGUGCCCUGGGACGAAGGACAACGGGAUGUCUCGCGAAUGUCGGUCAUAGGACAAGUCCGCGGGUAGCGCUCCUCGAGUGAAAGAUACAGCGGGAGAUUGUCUUGAAGUCCUGAUUGUACUGAAGCGACCGUUGAAUUUCUUCCGGGCUCGCCUUCGAUUCGUCCUCUCGCAGAGUUUUCGCGUUCCGUGAUCGUAAAGGACGUCGCGCGCCGAUCGUCACCCGCAGCUCUGUUGUCUACUGCGUGUUCGCACUCGUGAAAUCCAUUCUUCGUGGGCUUCUUCACGCUCGCGCCGUGAGAGAGAGAGAGAGAGAAACAUCAAGCGCAGCGCGAUUCGGAGCGUCAUAUUGGAGAUAUCCUUCGCGCGGAAGAAAGACGUCUCAACUCGGAUACGCUCUCGCAGGACUCAAAUGAGAAACGCCAUAUCCAAUUCACGAGUGAACGCAGGAUCCAACCCCGCCGACGAGCAGCAGCAACAGAUCAGUGCAGAAAGACUUCAGCCGGACCUAUCGAUCGACAGCAGCUGCACCGACUGCCUGACACUCGACGAGAUUUCCUGUAGGACACAUAGGCUCGAUAUCUGACUUCUUCAACCAAGGCAGCUUCACCUACACGCGCCGACAUCGUAGAAUGGUAGAAGGUGAACCCAAAACAAAGCGCGAUCAAAAGUGUGAUGUAAAAGACGAGCGGCUAAACGGUUGCGGUUCCAAGGACCUCGAACUCGCCCGUAUCGGAUUAAGGGGCAAGACUCUCGAUCCAGAGAAGGGAUCGUACGACAAAGCCGAUUUCGAGAAGGCCAUCGAGCUUAGCGAAUAUGGCAAGUUCCAUUACUUCCUGCUCGCGGUGUGCGGCUUCGUCAGCACCAGCGAGGAGAUGGACGUGAUCUCUAUGUCCUUCAUCCUGCCGAGUGCGCAAUGUGACCUGAAGCUCAACACCCAAGCAAAGGGAUGGCUCAACUCGAUCAUCUUCAUCGGGAUGAUGGCCGGCGCGUACGCUUGGGGAUCCGUGGCGGACGCGGUCGGCCGUCGAAAAGUCCUGAUCGCUAUCUCGUUCAUGAACGCUCUGUGCAUCGUCGCCUCUAGUUUCAGCCAGACGUACGAACUCUUCAUGUUUUUCCGCUUUCUGAACGGUGCGGCGCUAGGAGGUAGCGGACCGGUCAUCUGGUCGUACUUUGCCGAGUUCCAGCCGAAAUCCAAACGCGGCUCCAUGCUGUCCUUCAUGGCGGCAUUCUGGACACUGGGAAACCUCUUCGUGGCCGGCCUCGCGUGGUUGAUCAUCCCUAACGAGAUGGGUGUCACGAGCUCGUCGUUCACCUACAACUCUUGGCGAAUCUUCCUGCUGAUCUGCGCUGUUCCGUCGUUCGUUGUGACGGGGCUGCUUCUGCUAUUACCAGAAUCUCCCAAGUACCUCUUGUCCUCCGGCAAGUACGAGGAGGCGCUCGAGAUCUUUCGCAAGAUAUACGUCUACAACACCGGCAAGCCGAGUGACACUUACACGGUGAAAGAACUGAUUAUCGAUGACUUUCAAGAGUCGAGCCCGGCGAAGGCCGAAGUCGAAGAGAAGGGCAAAUGCAAGACCAUGCUGGGCGACAUCGUGGAGAACAGUCGGCAGCUAUUUGUAUCGCCGAUUCUCCGCUUCACGAUAAUCUCGAUCGUUAUCAAUUUCACCUUCCACAUCGGUUACUACGGCCUGAUGAUGUGGUUCCCGGAACUCUUCAAUCGUUUCGACGAAUAUCAUCGCGACCAACCGGGCGUGGUGGCUUCGAUAUGCCAGGUCACCGAUUACGUCGUUAACAAAGGCUCGCACAGCGUCGAGAACGUUUGCUCCAACAAGAUCGGAGCGUCCGUUUUCAUGGAGUCCCUUAUCACGGUGGCGUCCGCCAUACCCGCCAAUAUCAUCGCUGUCCUGGGGAUGGACCGUCUCGGGCGUAAAUUUUUCCUAGUGUUCAGCACGUUCUCAUCGGGAUUGUGCUCGGUCGGCUUAUACUUCGUGUACAACAAGUAUCAAAAUCUGAUCGUAUCGGCAGUCUUCAGCGGUGCGAUAAGCUGCGGCAACGCGGCGCUCGAUUGUCUCAUCACCGAGGUUUUUCCGACGCAACUGCGCGCAACAGGCAUCGCCAUUUCGAUGGUAGCCGCUCGUCUCGGCGGGAUAAUCGGUAACAUCGUCAUAGCGCAGCUUCUAGACAUGUACUGUCCGGCGCCGACUUUCAUAGUCGCUGCUCUCCUCAUUGGUGGAGGCUUGCUAUGUUUGUUUCUACCGAACACAACGCGCGAGCCGCUUUCCUGACCCUAGCGAAAGUCGAUCCCGGUCGACAACAGCAGUCUACGAUCAUAUACAUAUAUAUGUAUAUGUAUUUUUGUCGAGUACAAGCGUUGUCGAAUUUUGUAGAUCGAUCCUGAGUAUCGCUGCGAGUUAUAGCGUUGCAAAGUGAAAUUUGAAGACGCAAGAAUAUGCACAGUAGAACAUUAGAAUCUCCGCUGUAUGUAUUCGUAAGAAUCCCCAUCAUAAAAGAUGUAUUUUGUAAGAUAACGGAAUCUUUUUAUGCGAAAGUUUAGCUGAGCGAUGACGAGAUGAGAAUUUAGCGCUUAAUUGUUACCGUGUCAGUUUCAAAUGGUGAACGCAUUUGGUACGGACCGCUACGAUUAGAUGCCUUAAGAUUAAUUUUAUACAUAUACCAAAUAUUAAUUACAGAAUUUAGACACAGCAAUUAUAUAGUUUGAUUAAUCGCAAAAUAAGCAACAAGCAAGUAUGCAUUCUUUCCUUUGCGAUUCUCGAUCGGGGAUUCACUGGAAAGUAUUAUUGUUUUAUGUUGUUGCGUCCUGCACAAUUUGACGCUUAUUGAUCGAACGAAACAAUUUAAACGUAAGAAACAUGACAGUAAAGAUAAGGCGUGCGAUAGUAAAGAUAUGUACGUUUUGGCAGCAUUACCCACGCGUUUCCUUGCUUUUAUUCAUCUUACAUCGUAAAUUCGAUCGGUAUAAAAUCUUGGUCUUUUUUUAAUCUAAUAGUUAUAACACCUUCGUAUCAAAAUAAUUGAGUUCUCUAUGCAUGUACGUCAUCCACCUAUGCCGCCUAAAUAUUUUACGUUCUGUGGAGAUUCCACUGGAACCAAAUGUCUAGAAAUGACAACAGGUAUCAGAAAAACACAAUGUUGCUAAAAUAAGUUAGGUGCUUCCUUGGAUAUCAAUUUUCAAGAUUUUAGUUUGCGCACAAUAUAUGCAUAUUCUCAAAAAUAUUAGAAUCAAAAUUAAAACAUACUACUGGCGCAUUUUGUACACUGAUUCUCAGGACAGGAAGAUAAUAAAGAAAUAUAAAACUAG
Molecule: messenger RNA, 4380 nt
Organism: Harpegnathos saltator (Jerdon's jumping ant)
Lineage: Eukaryota; Metazoa; Arthropoda; Insecta; Hymenoptera; Formicidae
Product: synaptic vesicle glycoprotein 2B
Exons: 10
Coding region: 1691-3346 (551 amino acids)
Biological process (GO): transmembrane transport
Cellular component (GO): membrane
Molecular function (GO): transmembrane transporter activity
Source: RefSeq, a predicted model, not a curated record